Messenger RNA from Tinamus guttatus (white-throated tinamou), 2140 nucleotides. The record is from RefSeq and is a predicted model, not a curated record. NCBI's taxonomy places the organism in Eukaryota, Metazoa, Chordata, Aves, Tinamiformes, Tinamidae.
ACAGGAAUAGUUAUCUGCUUAGUCUCAUCCUUCAUAUUUGGCAAUCUGAGUAAAAGGUCCGAGCCAGCAUGAAGACGGAAUCUCUUCUUCACUAGAGAAAAACUUUCUGCCUGACGCAGUCCGUUUCAAGAAGUGCACGAUGACAGAACGUGGAAUUAAAUGGGCUUGUGAGUAUUGUACCUACGAAAAUUGGCCAUCUGCAAUCAAAUGUACCAUGUGCCGUGCUCAGCGACCUAGUGGAACAAUUAUCACAGAAGAUCCAUUUAAAAGUGGUUCAAGUGAUAUUGGUAGAGACUGGGAUCCUACGAGCACCGAAGGAGGGAGCAGUCCUUUGAUAUGUCCAGAUUCUAGCGCAAGACCAAGGGUUAAAUCAUCUUACAGCAUGGAAAGUGCAAAUAAAUGGUCAUGCCACAUGUGCACGUACUUGAACUGGCCGAGAGCGAUACGAUGCACUCAGUGCUUGUCCCAGCGCAGGACCAGGAGUCCCACGGAGUCUCCUCAGUCGUCAGGAUCUGGUUCCAGAGCAGUUCCUUUUUCUGUUGAUCCCUGUGAGGAAUACAAUGACAGGAAUAAACUGAACACACGGGCUCAGCAUUGGACUUGUUCUGUUUGUACAUACGAAAACUGGGCGAAGGCCAGAAAAUGCGUUGUGUGCGACCAUCCCAGACCCAACAACAUAGAAGCAAUAGAACUGGCGGACACGGAAGAGGCUUCUUCCAUCAUAAACGAGCAAGACAGGGCUCGAUGGCGAGGAAGCUGUAGUAGUGGUAAUAGCCAAAGAAGAUCUCCACCUACAACCAAACGUGAAUCUGAUGUAAAAAUGGAUUUCCAAAGAAUUGAGUUGGCCGGAGCCGUUGGCAGCAAGGAAGAACUUGAAGUUGACUUCAAAAAACUAAAGCAAAUAAAAAAUAGAAUGAAAAAGACUGACUGGCUGUUUUUAAAUGCUUGUGUUGGGGUUGUGGAAGGUGACCUGGGUGCCGUCGAGGCCUACAAGUCGUCGGGGGGAGACAUCGCGCGGCAGCUCUCGGCGGACGAGGUCCGCCUGCUGAAUCGCCCGUCCGCGUUCGACGUGGGCUACACGCUGGUCCACCUGGCCAUCCGCUUCCAGAGGCAGGACAUGCUGGCCAUUCUGCUCACUGAGGUAUCGCAGCACGCGGCCAAGUGCAUCCCUGCCAUGGUGUGUCCAGAGGUCACGGAACAGAUUCGUCGCGAAAUCGCCGCGUCCCUUCACCAACGCAAGGGAGACUUUGCCUGCUAUUUUCUAACUGACCUUGUAACGUUUACGUUGCCUGCAGACAUUGAAGACUUGCCACCCACAGUCCAAGAAAAGUUAUUUGAUGAAGUACUUGACAGAGAUGUUCAGAAAGAGCUAGAAGAGGAGUCUCCCACCAUCAACUGGUCCCUGCAGGUGGGCAGCUCCAGGCCACCUGGGGCAUCUACGACAAGGACUCGGUGCUGCGCAAGGCUCUGCACGACAGUUUACACGACUGCUCGCAUUGUCUCAUUGCGAGAGGAGCAGUGGCAGGAAGACUGGGCAUUCAUACUCUCUCUUGCGAGCCAGCCUGGAGCAAGUUUGGAGCAGACACACAUUUUUGUACUUGCACAUAUUCUUAGAAGACCAAUUAUAGUUUAUGGAGUAAAAUAUUAUAAGAGUUUCCGAGGAGAAACGUUAGGAUAUACCCGUUUUCAAGGUGUAUAUUUGCCUUUGUUAUGGGAACAGAGUUUUUGUUGGAAAAGUCCCAUUGCUCUGGGCUACACGAGGGGCCAUUUCUCCGCGCUGGUUGCCAUGGAGAACGAUGGUUACGGCAACCGAGGAGCCGGUGCUAACUUGAACACUGACGACGACGUUACUGUCACUUUUUUACCCUUGGUUGACAGCGAGAGGAAAUUAUUGCACAUUCACUUCCUUUCUGCUCAAGAGAUAGGUAACGAAGAGCAGCAGGAAAAGCUGCUCCGGGAAUGGCUGGACUGCUGCGUGACGGAGGGGGGCGUCCUCGUGGCCAUGCAGAAGAGCUCCCGGCGCCGCAACCACCCCCUGGUCACCCAGAUGGUGGAGAAGUGGCUCGACCGCUACCGCCAGAUCCGCCCGUGCACGUCCCUGUCCGACGGCGAGGAAGACGAGGAUGACGACGACGAGUGA